UUAUUUGCCUGAGUCACCUGGUUUGGAGGCUCUAUCACUUCCGUUUGUUUUCCCGGAAAUGUUUGGUUGGCAUUGGCAACGUUUUAGCCAGCUCUAACGCCAUACAGCCACGUCCGGAGGAGUGUUUAUUCACGGGACUGAGCUGAGGACUUCUGGACGUUUGUUUAUACUUAAAUUCCACUCACCACAGAGGAGCGAGGAGCAAGUACAGACUGCAAACAGAAUGACCAGCUCAUCAGCUCCAAGGAUGGUGAACAGUUACAAGAGGACUUCAAGCCCCAGAUCCCCUACUAACAGUGGGGAGCUCUUCACCCCAGCACAUGAAGAAAAUGUCCGCUUUAUACACGACACUUGGCAGUGCGUGCUCAGAGACAUAAGAUCAACGCAAAAUAGUGACCGGAAUGACCGUGGACCACAGGAGUAUGUCGAGAAGAACCCAAAUCCUAAUCUACAUUCUUUCACACCAGUGGACCUGAGUGACCUCAAAAAACGCAACACACAAGACUCCAAGAAGUCCUAGUCUUUCUCUUAAUUAUCCCAUUGCUUUUUCUUUUUUUUCUCCCAUACAUUAUCCUCGAGAACUUUUCCUCCGUCAGCCCUCUUGUCAGCCAGAAAGUUAUCGUUGUUGGUCAGUCUAAUACAGAAUGCAAAUCUAAUUUCUAAACUCUGGACCAUAGCAAAGCUUCUCUUCCUUCACCCUCGAAGACUGACUAAAAAGAAAAAGUUGGAUUUCUCCCCUCUUCUCUCAGUUCCUGUUUUUUCCAGUCGCAUUCGAUAUGUGGACGGGACCGAUGCAAAGAUUCAUCCAAAAUUUGCCGACUUUGUACCUCAGCUUUUUUUUUGUCUCCACAGGACGCAAAAGACUUCAGUCUUAAACGCGACGCUACUACUACUACUAAUAUGACAUGGGAGGAAAAUAUGAAAGGGCUGACUUCUUAUUUGUAGUUUUAUUUUGUUUAUCAUUAAUUAAGCAAGUGUAGAAGUAAUUGAACAUUCACACACACACUUUAUGGGCGAGUUUUCAAAGCCAAAACAGAGUGUAAACAAAGCCAACAUUUUUAUUAUACAUUUUCUUGCCCUUGGUCGGACUUUAUUAAGUAGAGGGCCUCCCCAAGUAUUGAUAAAUCCCCUCCCAUUCCCCUCUUCUUUCCCAAAGCCUUGAAACAAAAUGUUGAAUAAAAAGACUUUUACAGUA
Molecule: messenger RNA, 1195 nt
Organism: Oreochromis aureus
Lineage: Eukaryota; Metazoa; Chordata; Actinopteri; Cichliformes; Cichlidae
Gene: mcrip1
Product: MAPK regulated corepressor interacting protein 1
Exons: 5
Coding region: 224-520 (98 amino acids)
Source: RefSeq, a predicted model, not a curated record